GAAGACGAUGAAGAAGCGGAAGCGGAAGCAGAAGCAGUCCUUCGUAAGUUGCUGUUGCUAACUCGGUAACUUCUCAUGUUGUUGUACUUUGUCCAACAGUUAAAAUGAAUAAACCACAGGAGGACCCGUAUGAGCUCGAGGAGCCGAGUGACGAGGAGAGAGCUGAGAGCAGCUCGGAGGACGAGCUGGACGUGCUGCUGAACGGGACCCCGGAGCAGAAGAAGAAGCUGAUCCGAGAGUACCUGACGGGCGAGAGCGAGUCGUCCAGCGGCGAUGAGUUUGAGAAGGAGAUGGAGGCGGAGCUCAGCUCCACCAUCAAGACGCUGGAGGGCACCUGGGCGCCGUCUACCGCAGCAGACACCACAGCAAGAGGCGGCAGCAGCGGUCCUGGACCUCCGAACCCUCAGAUGUACGAUGAAGUGUACUUCGACUCGGACUCCGAGGGAGAGGACGUGCCGAGCAGCUCUGCUGGCCGGAGGCGGGGACAACGCGUCAUACUGACCAAUGACGAGCUGCUGUACGACCCCGACAAGGACGACAGGGACCAGGCCUGGGUGGACGCCCGCAGGAGACGGUACGAGGUCAGAAAGCGUCCCGCUGCGGGGUCUCGGUCGCAGCCUCGGCAGUCCCAGAGUUUACCGUGCAGCGAUGCCGUCCUCAACUGUCCCGCCUGCAUGACCACGCUCUGCCUGGACUGUCAGAGGCAUGAAAAGUACCGGACGCAGUACCGAGCCAUGUUCGUCAUGAACUGCGCGGUGAAGAAAGACGAGGUGUUGCGCUACAAAACGCAGCAGGAGGUGAAACCGAAGAAGAACAAGAGGAAGAGGCGAGCGGGACCGACGCCAGAAACGCCCAUGGACGUGACUCCGGACCCGGCGCCGGCCGGGAUGGACGCCGACGAGGUUUACCACCCGGUCCAGUGCACCGAGUGCUCCACCGAGGUGGCCGUGUUCGAUAAAGACGAGGUCUACCACUUCUUCAACAUCCUGGCCAGCCACUGCUGAGACACACAAGCAGCCUCUGAGAUUAACUGUUGGACUCACCGGCCAAGUUGGCAGAUGGAUGACAAAGUUCAGCGGGCCAAGCAUCUUUAUGGAGCCAAAAUAAUAAAUUGGGUUUUCUUUGGAACAUCACAAAACUUUCUUUGUGUGAUUGCAAGUCCUGCUGGUUCAUCCUCUGUUUUUAACGGGCUUUUUUUUUUUUUUUUUUGGAAAGCUGGCUGCCAAAAAUCUCCACAUACUGGCUAAUUAAUUAGUGGUGCCUGGCAUUCCGAAACGGACAAAGAAUGGACUUAAAAACAGACUAAAAUCCGACUAAAGAACCGACUAAAAACGGACUAAAAUCUGACAAAAAAACUGACCGAAAACAGACAGUUUUUAUUUUAUUUCAUGGGUUUGUUUGUGACUCUUCACCUCCUGGCAGCUCUUUUCCGCUGCAGCAUCGAAGAAGAAGAAGAAUAGAAGAAGAUCAAGAAGAAGAAGAAGAACUGGGGCUGACCGCUUUCUCUGAGACUUAAAGCUACUAACGUUAGCAUGGCAGCUUCCAGCAGUGGGCGGAGCCUCCACGCUGCCUCCUGUUUAUGUCCAGUAUACCAGGAUGUAGAUGAGAUAUGAGCUUUGGGCGUGUUAGUUUAAACAGAGAUUAGCGAUGUAAAUGUAGCCUCAGUUAUCUGUGGCGUUUUUAAUCUCUCUUAAAUUCACAAACGCUGGGAUUUGACACCGAAACUCUGCUUGUUGCAGCUCUGAUUGGUCAGUACUCAACUGAAUACACAGAAGCUCGAAUUUAGAGGCCGAUACAGAUGUUAAAAUUUUAGAAAUACGUCUGGAUAGGGAUAUAUCGGCUGAUAUCUGUUUCUUUUCCUACCGACUUCCCGGUGACACUUUACCUCCUCAUUUAGCAUUCAUAAUCAGGAUAUAGAUAUUGAAUAAAUGGUUAAUAACACUGUAAUGUACUGUAAGAAUUGUGACCAAGAUGUACUGAGAGGGGAACUUUACUGUUGCAAAUAAACUCAUCAGUGCUUUCUGUUGGUCAAACGAACGGAGACAGUUUCUAAAUAAACGUGUUUGACAUUUCUGUUCUCA
Messenger RNA from Perca flavescens (yellow perch), 2081 nucleotides. RefSeq names its product e2f-associated phosphoprotein (gene eapp). The transcript is spliced from 6 exons. The record is from RefSeq and is a predicted model, not a curated record. The coding region runs from base 105 to 1004 and encodes 299 amino acids. Gene Ontology annotation, cellular component: nucleus. NCBI's taxonomy places the organism in Eukaryota, Metazoa, Chordata, Actinopteri, Perciformes, Percidae.